AUUCACAACUUCUAAGACGUCUGACAUGGUUUCAAAUGAAUUUUCAGGGAUGAUCAGCACCAUAAGAGAUCAAACUUCCUGCAACAGGAAAGACUUUCAAUUCAAAGUGCAGAGAAAUGGAUAUUGUUCAGUAAUCCCAUUUGCUUGUUUGAUAAUUUUCUCUAUUCUAGUAAUAGUCUUAAUCGUUCAGCAGAGGAGUACAGCAUUCAAAGUUGAUGGAGGAGAUGCUAAAAUUAAUGCCUUGGCAGGAGGAGCUGCUCAAACUGAGACAUCAGGAGUUGGAGAUUCAGAAAAUGUUUCAUCUCAACUACUUCUUGACGAACUUUUUGCUCCUGGACAUGACAAAGGAUCUUGCUUAAGCCGGUAUGAAGCCAUCCUAUAUCGGAAACCCUCCUCGCAUAAGCCCUCUUCCUACCUCCUCUCCAAACUUAGGAACUAUGAAAGUCUUCAUAACCUCUGCGGGCCUUAUACCGAAGCCUACAACAAAACCCUCGAACAACUCAAGUCUGGCCGUAAGGUCAGUACCACAGAUUGUAACUAUGUUGUCUAUACACCUUUAAGUGGCCUAGGGAACAGGAUGCUGACCAUUGCCUCAGCAUUUCUUUACGCUCUCCUCACAAACCGAGUCCUACUAGUGGAAUUCGGAAGUGAAAUUGCCGAUCUGUUUUGUGAGCCAUUUCAGCAAACAACAUGGUUAUUGCCUAGGGAUUUUCCCUUAAGGAAUCAGUUUGACAAUUUCAGCCAGGAAUAUCCUCAUACAUACGGAAACAUGAUGAAGAGUAGAAUCAUAAACACUGCCGUGAAGUCUCCACCACCACCAUUUCUUUAUAUUUAUCUAGCUUACAACAUUGAUCGUUACGACGGGCUGUUUUACUGUGAUCAAAAUCAAGAUCAACUUGGAAAGGUCCCUUGGUUGGUUAUAAAAUCAAACCAGUACUUUGUUCCUUCUCUCUUCUUAGUCCCAUCUUUUAAGCAGGAACUAAGUAAGUUGUUCCCUGAUGAAGAAACUGUUUUUCAUCACUUGGGUCGCUACCUUUUCCAACCCUCAAAUGAAGCAUGGGGACUUAUCACCAGGUUCUAUCGAGCUUACUUAUCCAAAGCAGAUGAGACGAUUGGCAUCCAAGUACGAGUUUUCGAUACUAAAGCUACUCCAUUUCAAACAGUUAUGGAUCAGAUUUUGUCCUGUACUCUAAAGGAGAAACUACUCCCUGAAGUCCUAGAUGUGAAAAAUUCUGCUGCUUCUUUGUCCAACAACCAAAGCUUGAAAGCUGUUUUAGUAACAUCUUUGUACUCAGAGUACUAUGAGCAUAUAAAGGGAAUGUAUUGGACAAAACCAACUGUGAGCGGGGAGGUGAUUGGUGUUUACCAGCCAAGCCAUGAAGAGCAUGAAAUUUACGGGAAUAGCAUGCACAGCAUGAAGGCAUGGACUGAAAUCUAUCUGCUAAGUAUGAGUAAUGUACUAAUUACAAGUUCUUGGUCAACAUUUGGUUAUGUGGCUCAAAGUCUAGGUGGUUUGAAGCCAUGGAUGCUUUACAGGCCUUUGAACGGAACAACCCCAGAUCCUCCUUGUGUGCAAGCUAUGUCAAUGGAGCCUUGCUUUCAUUUCCCUCCAAGCUAUGGCUGCAAGGCAGAUGUCUACAUCGGUCCCGGUGCUGCUGUUCCUAACGUGAAGCAUUGUGAGGAUGUGGAAUGGGGAUUAAAGCUGGUUAAAGAUCAUUGAUUAGUUCUAUAUGAUUUCUUGUUCGUAUCGAGUGAUUUAAUUACUACUGUAGGUUAUAUAUUCGUAUAAACCCCACAAUUUUUGUAACUGCUCUGGCCAAAUCAUUACAUCGCAAUAAGAAAACCUAAACGGCAUUCCCUAUUUUGCCCUUAAAGAAAUACUCGGCGUCUAUGCAUGUGAAGUGGUCUUUUCGCACCGACAUAUAUCGAUCAUUGCAAGAUUCAAUGAGGACA
Molecule: messenger RNA, 1953 nt
Organism: Populus euphratica (Euphrates poplar)
Lineage: Eukaryota; Viridiplantae; Streptophyta; Magnoliopsida; Malpighiales; Salicaceae
Product: galactoside 2-alpha-L-fucosyltransferase-like
Exons: 2
Coding region: 26-1720 (564 amino acids)
Biological process (GO): xyloglucan biosynthetic process; cell wall biogenesis
Cellular component (GO): Golgi apparatus; membrane
Molecular function (GO): galactoside 2-alpha-L-fucosyltransferase activity
Source: RefSeq, a predicted model, not a curated record